GACGCGGAGAAGAGCCUGUGAGGUGGCGGCAGGUCGCGCACGGAAGACGUAUUGCGGUUAAGAGCCUGCGAGGUGGCGGCAGGUCGCAUACGUAACAAUGGACCAAGUCAUUAAGGUACUUGUGCAGUUUUGUAAGGACUACUGUGGAAAAUCUACUCCUUCCCGGAAGGAGAUCGCGACAGUUUUGUCGCUGUUAAAUGAGCUGGGGGAGCUGGACUCUCCCCGCCACAUUUUGGAUUCGAAUAGGUGGGACUUGCUCACCUCGGCGCUAUGCCAGCGCGCCAUGGCCAGUCAGAAGGCUACGGAACUUAAAACGUGGGGACUGAUGUUAGGAGCCCUUAAGGCGGCCAGGGCAGAGCACAAACUUGGCGCGGUCAUGAGCGGGGAGGGAGCUCCGGGGAGCGGGUCUUUGGAGUUUUGCAGGACCGGCGCUCAGACGACAGCGAAUAAAACGGCGACGGAGAGAGAGGAAGACUGCGAGAAGGAAGACUGCGAGAAGGACAACGAAGAGUCGCAGAGGCUCGGGGGGGGCGCAACGACGCCGACGGCCCCUCCUAAUUCUAUUGCGCUGUCGCCGCCCCCGCCCUACCCUAAGCAGCCGUUAUAUCCUUCCUUGGCAACGACAUCGGAGCAGGGGGCGGGACCAUCCCCAAAAGGGAAGGGGGAGGGGAGACUUAAGCUUACUGAUUGGGGGCAGAUCAAAGAGGAAGUGGCACAGAAAGGCCUGGCGGCAACUUAUACACUCCCAGUUGUUGUCUCGGAGGAGGGAGGCCCAAUCUGGGUCCCGUUGGACCCAAAGGGGGUAGCAAGGAUGAUUGAGGCAGUAGAAAAGAAAGGGCUGAAGUCGCCAUUGACGAUGAAUGCCCUUGAGGCCCUCACAGCAUCGGGCCCAGUGCUGCCUUAUGAUAUUGAAAAUUUAAUGCGCAUGGUGUUGAAACCAGUGCAGUAUACGCUUUGGAGAGAGGAGUGGCAUACUAAAUUAAAACAAAUGCUGAUUAUGGCGCAGGGUGAUCAAAGAAACCCCAUAUAUGGGUCCGAUAUACAGAGAUUAACGGGCAAUGCACCAGGUCUGCUGACCCCUCAAGCACAAGUUUGUCAACUUAGACCAGGAGAGUUGAUAGCGACUACGGACGCUGCAAUAGACGCGUUCCGAAAGCUUGCAAGGAGCGCUGAGCCCACUACUCCGUGGACAGAGAUCGCGCAAGGCCCCACAGAGCCGUUUCAGGAGUUUGCAGACAGACUAAUUAAGGCAGUGGAAGGCUCGGAUCUGCCCAGAGCAGUUCACGGUCCCGUCAUCCUGGAUUGCUUGUAUCAGAAGUCCAGUGAAGGGGUGCAGGGGAUUUUGCGAGCGGCGCCGGGGAGGCUCCAAACCCCUGGUGAGGCCAUCAAGUAUGUCCUAGAUAAGCAAAAGGCCUGUCCGUCUGUGGCAGGGGAGGUAGCUGCGGCGGUAGCAGGAGUGAUGAUGGCCUGUAGGGAGGCAGACCAUCGUAGUGCGGACCGACAGUUAGGACCUUGCUUUAAAUGUGGCCAGUUAGGCCAUAUUAGGGCCCAAUGCAGAAUGGGCACGGGUGGAGGUGUAACAUGUCAGCAGUGUGGGCGGAAGGGUCAUACAGCACCACAAUGCAGGGCCCGUAGGCCUCCACGCCAGGGAAAUAACAACGGGAGACCGUCCACGCACGGCAACUUCAUUUCUCGAUCGGUGCGGGCCCCUCACCUAAGUUUACCCAUGGCGGCGCUGUCUCUAAGUACCCAUGAGCGCCCUCUGGUGAAAGCCACUAUUUCUUGUACCAACCUCCCGCCGGAUUUUCAAGGCCCUCGAUCUAUCUCUGCCACUGCCCUCAUAGAUUCCGGCGCCGACGUUACUGUGGUCGCGGAAACAGAAUGGCCAUCCUCGUGGCCCGCGGAGGCCUCGCAGUCUAUUAUGGGGGUUGGAGGGGCGACCCCCUCACGCCGGUCUACCAAUGAGGUACAAGCGGUUGUGAUUAACAGGGAUGGCUCCUUAGAGAAACCGGCGUUGCUUACGCCAUUGGUGGCGCGUGUCCCCGGAACUCUUCUGGGGCGGGAUUUCUUGCGACAGAUAGGCAUUCCACAGUAUCCUCUGAACACCUUCAAGGGAUACGUCACUAAUGUUACUGCUUGCGAUAACGAUGCCGAUUUAGCCAGCCAAACAGCAUGCUUGAUAAAGGCUCUAAAUACAACCCUCCCUUGGGACCCCCAAGAAUUGGAUAUUUUAGGGUCCCAGAUGAUCAAGAACGGAACAACACGUACGUGUGUUACCUUUGGUUCGGUGUGCUAUAAAGAGAACAAUCGCAGUAGAGUCUGUCACAAUUUUGAUGGGAAUUUUAAUGGGACUGGUGGGGCAGAAGCAGAAUUGCGUGACUUCAUAGAAAAAUGGAAAAGUGAUGACCUUCUUAUAAGGCCCUAUGUCAACCAAUCAUGGACGAUGGUAAGUCCAAUAAACGUAGAGAGUUUUUCAAUAAGUCGUAGAUAUUGUGGAUUCACCAGUAACGAGACUCAUUACUAUAGAGGGGACCUUUCUAAUUGGUGUGGUUCAAAAAGGGGAAAAUGGUCAGCGGGGUACAGGAAUGGGACAAAAUGUUCCAGCAACACGACGGGUUGCGGUGGUAAUUGCACGACGGAAUGGAAUUAUUAUGCAUAUGGGUUUACCUUCGGGAAACAGCCAGAGGUGUUGUGGAACAAUGGGACUGCUAAGGCACUCCCACCAGGUAUUUUCUUGAUUUGUGGGGACAGGGCUUGGCAAGGCAUCCCGCGUAAUGCCUUGGGAGGGCCCUGUUAUCUAGGACAAUUGACUAUGCUCUCUCCUAACUUUACCACCUGGAUAACAUAUGGGCCGAACAUUACGGGUCACCGCCGUAGCAGGCGCUCGCUGAGUCGUCUCUCACCUGACUGCGGUGAUGAGCUACAGCUAUGGAGUGUGACAGCCCGGAUAUUUGCUUCUUUCUUUGCUCCUGGUAUAGCAGCAGCACAGGCCUUAAAGGAGAUCGAACGAUUGGCAUGUUGGUCGGUUAAGCAAGCGAAUUUAACAUCAUUAAUAUUGAAUGCGAUGCUGGAGGAUACGAGCAGCAUCCGGCACGCAGUGUUGCAGAAUCGAGCAGCCAUCGAUUUCUUACUCCUGGCGCAGGGACACGGGUGUCAAGACGUGGAAGGGAUGUGUUGCUUCAAUCUCAGCGAUCACAGUGAGUCCAUUCACAAGGCGCUCCAAGCCAUGAAGGAACAUACAGAGAAGAUACGGUUGGAAGAUGAUCCCAUAGGGGAUUGGUUUACGCGCACGUUUGGUGAUCUAGGAAGGUUGCUCGCGAAAGGUGUUAAGACGCUACUGUUUGCCUUGCUUGUCAUAGCCUGUCUAUUAGCUAUCAUUCCAUGUAUAAUCAAGUGCUUUCAGGAUUGUCUAUUGAGAACAAUGAAUCAGUUUAUGGAUGAACGCAUAAAAUAUCAUAGAAUUAGGGAGCAGCUGUAGGUUCCGAACGCGAUGUGACGGGAGCUAUCGGCAUAGGGAGGGGGAGAUGUUGUAUGCGUAGCGAGGGAAACGAGGUGUGUUGUAGGCGUAGCGAGGGAAACGAGGUGUGACGCGUGCAGGUUCCUAUGCCACCUGUGUGUUAUGCCACUUGUGUGUGCCAAGUGUAACUUCGUGAUUGGAGGAAACACUUGUAUUUAAACACGUAGCCUAUAGCAAUAAACGCCAUUUGCCUCACUUA
Molecule: messenger RNA, 3716 nt
Organism: Gallus gallus (chicken)
Lineage: Eukaryota; Metazoa; Chordata; Aves; Galliformes; Phasianidae
Exons: 2
Coding region: 98-3478 (1126 amino acids)
Biological process (GO): viral process; proteolysis
Molecular function (GO): nucleic acid binding; zinc ion binding; aspartic-type endopeptidase activity
Source: RefSeq, a predicted model, not a curated record